AUGGUUGUCGACUAUUCCAAGUGGGAUAAGAUUGAAUUAUCAGACGAUUCUGAUGUUGAAGUUCAUCCAAAUGUUGAUAAGAAGUCAUUCGUCAGAUGGAAACAACAAAGUAUUCACGAAGAAAGAAUGAAGAGGAACCAGGAUAUCAAAAAUUUGGAGACCCAAAUGGACAUGUAUGCAAAUUUAAAUAAACGUGUUGAUAAGCUAUUAAGGACAUUCACUGAAUCAGAUGGAAAUUUAGGAGAGUUGGCUAAUUUACCUUUAGUUGAGACGUUCCUUAAUGAGAAAUUUGAUAAGAAUGAAAAGUCAACAGGGGAGAACGUUGAUCCUGAUAUUUCAACAUACAACGAGAUGGUUAUUGAUCUAUUUGAACAAUUAAAAAGGGACGCUGUUAAGGAAAAGAAGGACCCGACUGACCCAAGGGUUAUUAAGGAACUUAUUCUCCAACACAGAAACAAAAUUGACAAAGUCACGGAAGAGGCUAAAUUAAAAUUAAAGGAAUUGUACCAUGAAAAGGAAAUGCAUAUAUCAUCUGAAGAUAUGCAUACUGGUUUUGAUAGUGGUUUCAUGAAUCCUAAAGUAGAUACUACUGCUGCCGAUAAAGAUACAAAAAAGAUAAACGAUGCCAUGGAAUCGAUUAACUUGAAAGCCAGCACACAAUCAAAGACUGAAUUGCCUAAGAGUUUAAAAAUCGACGCCCCUUUACAAUUCAUUGAAUACACAGACGAGAAAGAUAUGCUGAAGUUGGCUCCAGAAACUGAAUUCUUUGGUACAAAGAUUCCUUAUGAUAACUACAGAUUGUCACAAGAAUUUCUAUUGAAAAAUAUGCAAAUUAUCUCUGGACAACAAAAAGAUGCCUUGAUGAUGAAAUCUUUUGAGUAUCAAAUGGAAGAUAAAAAUUCUCCUAUGACUUAUCAAAUUAUUCAUCAAUCUGAAAUUCUAAGUUAUGUUCGUGAAAUUUAUGAUAUGAAGAAGAUACCAUUUUUAAGGGUUCAAGAAAUGCAAGAGGUUAUUGGAAUGUUUUUCAGUAAAAUCAUUUUCAAUCCUGCCAACAGUAAAGGUAAAGAGUCCUUCUUAGAAAGUGUAAAGACCAAGUACAACCAUGUCAAGAGCCGUUCUGAGAUCAUUAAACAGGAGCAGGCUGAAGAGAGUGAAGAAGGGGAAGUAGAAGGUGUUGAAACGAUUCAAUUAAAGUCACUGGAUGAUUCUGCCGAACUAGAGGUGGUGUUACCUGAUUUCGAUUCUAAGGACGAGAGUGAAAUGAAAAAAUGUGAAGCUUUUAAUAAAAUACCAAAGGAUAUGCAAGAGGCUUUGAAGACCCAAAAUUUAGAUACUGUAAACAAAGUAUUUGAAACCAUCCAUAUAGACGAGGCUGAAAGAAUUUUAGAAUUAUUUAAUGAGGCAGAUAUUAUCGGUGUAAGGGCAGUUCUUGAAAAUGAGGAUGAUUUUAAUCACAUUAAACAAGAUUACCAACAGCAGCUACAGAAUGAGGACAAUCAAGUGGAACCUCCAGCUGUCAUAGAGGAAGAAGAAAUUCCUGAUACAGCAGACAUAGUCGAUUAA
Messenger RNA from Maudiozyma barnettii, 1563 nucleotides. RefSeq names its product Cdc37p (gene CDC37). NCBI's taxonomy places the organism in Eukaryota, Fungi, Ascomycota, Saccharomycetes, Saccharomycetales, Saccharomycetaceae. Gene Ontology annotation, molecular function: protein-folding chaperone binding; protein kinase binding; heat shock protein binding. The coding region runs from base 1 to 1563 and encodes 520 amino acids. Gene Ontology annotation, biological process: protein folding; protein stabilization. Gene Ontology annotation, cellular component: cytoplasm. The transcript has a single exon. The record is from RefSeq and is a predicted model, not a curated record.